Ambispora leptoticha is the source of this 495-nucleotide messenger RNA. NCBI's taxonomy places the organism in Eukaryota, Fungi, Glomeromycota, Glomeromycetes, Archaeosporales, Ambisporaceae. The record is from the annotation of a GenBank genome assembly.
AUGGAGGAAAUCUCUAAAAACACAGAAUUAGAAUCCCUAACGGAUCGUGAUGAAUCAGAAAGUGCACGAAGAAUUCGAGAGCUCGAAGAAAUAGAACAAUUGAUUGUAAAACUGUUAAGCAUCUCAGGCAAAGCAAUAAUGGGUCUAAGUCUCGAUGGUCAUAUUAAACAACAAGAAGAAUCUGAACUCACAACAGUAGCGACAACAACAGAAGCGGCUAAGGAAAUAGGAAUGGGCGCUGGUGGUGAUAAUGUUGAUAUGAAACCCACAAAAAUAGAAGUGAAACAACAAAUUGACACAUUUAACGAAUAUUCCGAGGAAUAUCAACAAUUUCGAGGCAUCAGAUUGAUGGGUAUAACUGCUGGUAAUGUUCCAUUUCGGGUGAUAACCUACGGUGAAGCAAAAGAGUAUGAGAACUGGUUGGGCGCUGUCAAAAUUCUACGCGAAGAAAUUGAAAAAACUGUCGAAUUGUGUACACAAAAAAUGAUAAUAUAG